GGUAAUGAGUUCUUGAUUGCAGAAAGCUGGAGGCCACGCAAUGCACAUGAUUAUUUAACUUGGCCUUUUCCGAUCUCAAGUGCCAGCCAUCAUGAGGUCUUAAUGUAAUGAACCUCCAACGUCCCACAAGUGAAUGUCUUUCAAAGGAGCAAUUUUGCGACCUCCACCUACAAAGUUUGGACUCAAGUGCCCAAAUAUUGUGCCACAAGAUCGUCUUGACCACAGUGUGUCCUAGUUUGAGACUAGUUCUUACUCAGGAUGAGGUGGAUACCUUGAUACUACCAGAUUUUCAGACCCAAGAAAUUGCUUCCUUUGUCAAAGGAGUGUAUGCUUGUUUGGGUCAGAAGGAGACAAACCUCAUUGUUUCCGAAUCUUUAGUACAAACUCUUGGGGUGAAGGUACGAAAUUAUCAAGAUGGUGAUUUCAAAGAAUUGUUCCAGUCCAUUCAUCCAUUUACAAGUGAUCCAGGACUGCUGCAACCUGUGGUAAAAGUUGAGCCACCCGAUGAUCCUGAUGACUUGAUGCUAGGAACUGAUUCGAAACCAAAACGAGGGGCAAAGAGGCGACAAGUCAAGAAGUCGUCGAGGGCAUCACGAUCCAGUGGAAUCAAAGAAGAACCGGAUCAAGAACAGUUGCUUGUCGAUCACGAAGAUGAAGAAGACAAAGAUGUGGACGAAAUCAUUGAUGACUUUGUCAGUGACAAUUCGGGCAAUGAAGAAGGAUCCAGCUCUAAACGUAGGCGAAAAGCUUCUAGGAAAGACGAGACAGAGAAACAACCAAAACGCCGUGGAAGAGUACCAACAACAACCAAAGUAAAACCGGAUGAUUUGGAAAAGAUUCAGCUCCCAAUGCGGGGGAGCAGAUUUGAAAGAGUCAUUCAAAAGGAUGGGGAAAUCGUUUACGAGACUCAGAUGCCAACUCAAGAAAUUGAAAAGCUCUCACCCAAACAACUCACGAGGAAGAUUCGACAUGCCAAAGCUGUGAAGCAAAAGCGAACUCAGAUUGAGACCUUCCAAUGUGAUUGCUUAGAGGUGAGCAGUCUCAAGACUUUCCGGGAUAAAGAAGCUCAUUUUCGUCUGGUUCAUUGUGGAGAUAAGUUUUCUCAGUGUAAGAUGUGUAAAAGAGUCAUGCUCAAAGAGCAUUUGGAGGAGCAUAAGAAUAAUUGCGCAGACGAAUUAAGUUUGAGUAUUUGUCCCCAUUGUGGCAAAGAAUUCAAGUCUUUGAAUGCGCUCAAUACUCAUAUCAAUGGCGUGCAUAAGGUCUGGACCUGCAAAGUUUGUCAAGUCUCUUUUAAUGGAUACAUUAGGUACAGAAGGCACCAUUUGACCGAACAUACUAAGCCCUGGCAUUGUGAUAAGUGCACCAUGGUAUUCAAAGCGGAACAAAAUCUUAAAGAUCACUACAUUCGUGUUCACUUGCCCCAUCAUAUGAGACCCUUUGUGUGUGAGCUCUGCGGGCACGGGUUCAUUUACAAGGAUAAAUUGAGGAUACACAUGAUGAACAUGCAUGUGCGGACUAGACCGCAUAUUUGCCGUUGUGGUUGCGACUUUGCCUUCAACGAUCCCAGUACAAGAAGAGCUCAUGAACGCAAGCAACACCCAGGUCACCCUAUGAACCAACCCAAAAAGGCCGAAUUGUGAAAUAAAUCGGUUGACAAUGAGCUGCAAAUUGUUUAUAAAGGACACGAUUGAAUUUUAACACCUCCCAAUAAACUUU
Messenger RNA from Tigriopus californicus, 1716 nucleotides. Its product is annotated as zinc finger protein 260-like. Gene Ontology annotation, cellular component: nucleus. The transcript is spliced from 2 exons. NCBI's taxonomy places the organism in Eukaryota, Metazoa, Arthropoda, Copepoda, Harpacticoida, Harpacticidae. The record is from RefSeq and is a predicted model, not a curated record. Gene Ontology annotation, molecular function: RNA polymerase II transcription regulatory region sequence-specific DNA binding; DNA-binding transcription factor activity, RNA polymerase II-specific. Gene Ontology annotation, biological process: regulation of transcription by RNA polymerase II. Bases 108 to 1640 code for a protein of 510 amino acids.